UUCUCUAUUUUUGACUAUGAUCCAGGGUCUAGGUUGGCAUGUUCCUGAAUAAGUGAAUUACGCGCAUCAUGUUCAUACAUGAAUCAUUUAAUAAGUGAUAGAUUACAUGAUACAAUGUGGAUACUUUCUUCCUCCAUUAAUCAUAGCCAUAGCCAUGCGAUAUUCAUCUGCAUCAAGAAACACUAACCCCAUGAGCCAUAGGUUGCUUACCCUAACAAGUCUGCAUAGCAGAAAAGGUAGAAAAACUCUAACUGGACGGUGCUGGUGACAGAUGAGAAAUUCAACUAACAAUGCACAAUCAAGGACCUGAACUAGUGCACCUAUCACCACCACCCUCCGUACCUGCCUUCUUACGUAACAACCCUAUAAAGAAACAUAUUUUCUCAUCUGCCUCCAACAGUUCUGUUUUAUAUUCCAACCUUGUCUACAAUCACAACUUUCAAUACUUUUAGUGCACUCAAACUUUCAGGUUAUCAUCAAUGGUCAAACCCAAGAGGCUACUCAGCCUCCUGCUAAGGCUUAUUGCCUUCGGUGCUACACUUGCAGCAGUAAUUAUCAUGGCUACAAGCCAUGAGAAAGGUUCAUUCUUUGCACUAUCAUAUGAAGCAAAAUACUCUGACACACCAGCCUUCAAGUAUUUUGUGAUAGCAAAUGCAAUUGUUACUGUCUAUGGUUUUCUUGCUCUGUUUAUCCCUUCAGAGAGUCCGCUACGGAGAUUAGUUCUGGCCUUGGAUUUGGUGUUUACCAUGCUGCUCAUUUCAAGCAUUUCGGCGGCCUUGGCGGUUGCUCAGGUAGGCAAGAAAGGGAAUUCUAGUGCAGGUUGGCUACCUGUCUGUGGCCAAGUCGCCAAGUACUGCAACCAAGUAACAGGAGCAUUAGUUGCUGGUUUCAUUGCAAUCAUAACUUACAUAAUUCUGCUGCUCUACACUAUUUACACUUUCCUAAAUUCUCUUCUUGGAAAAACGCCUUGUAGGCUAUCAAGUCCUGGGAUUUAGUUCCUGAAAUCAUAGCCAGUCCUUUGCAUUUUCAUUCAAUGGUUUGCAGGAUGCCCGUUUAAAAAUUUUGGCCUUAGUAGAUGCUUUUUCAGAAUUGUAUUGAUCAAAAUGCUUUCCUCGUCCUUUAAGGGAAGCUAUAUCACAAAUAAAAUGCCUAACAAUGGCCAUUUGCAAAGAUUCAAUGAGACGUUUGUGCUAUCUAGUGGUAUCAGAAGAAGGGAAGACAAUAUUCUAGCUGAUCUUACAUCUUACAGAACUUUCUUGCUGAUCAAUGUCAUGGCUACUGAAAUGCCAUUUAUAA
Populus euphratica (Euphrates poplar) is the source of this 1296-nucleotide messenger RNA. Its product is annotated as CASP-like protein 1C3. Lineage: Eukaryota; Viridiplantae; Streptophyta; Magnoliopsida; Malpighiales; Salicaceae. The coding region runs from base 480 to 995 and encodes 171 amino acids. The transcript is spliced from 3 exons. The record is from RefSeq and is a predicted model, not a curated record.